Messenger RNA from Cryptotermes secundus, 3841 nucleotides. RefSeq names its product calcium-binding mitochondrial carrier protein SCaMC-1-B (gene SCaMC). The record is from RefSeq and is a predicted model, not a curated record. The transcript is spliced from 10 exons. Gene Ontology annotation, molecular function: calcium ion binding; ATP transmembrane transporter activity. Gene Ontology annotation, biological process: transmembrane transport. Bases 486 to 2009 code for a protein of 507 amino acids. Lineage: Eukaryota; Metazoa; Arthropoda; Insecta; Blattodea; Kalotermitidae.
GUUAGGUUUAAGGCCAAGAUUGCAAGGGUCUGAUGCCUGGUUUGUGGUCCCCUUAUGCGCCUUAUGCUGUUAAUGUGGUGGUGGAAGGUAUUUUGCUUUUUAAAUUCCCGCAUUUUGUGGUGCAUUGAAACCAGUUGAUUGUCCGGUGUAGAGAUGGCAGUGUGUACAGUGGAGAGAAUUCAGUAAGUUGAGUGUGAUUCCUAACCUCAUGUUCACGAGUUCACGAGGAUAUCUCGCUGAUCUGUGUUGGAAACUGUGGGUGAGGUUGGCCGUGUUGACCUAUAACCAUUCAGCAGGUUCUGCAGUAUUCAUUGCCGCAGAUCCGUGGCCCCAGGAAUAGGUUGCGAAAGGCAGGUUGUCAAUGCCGUCCUUGCCCUACUGUUGACGCAUUGCAGGCUGUCUAGGAAACACGGUGAAAGUGUGUUUGGAAUGUGGAUGGUAUGAACUAAAGACGGUAUGGAGUUUUGAGUGAAUACUUAAUAAAUAUGGUGAAAUACGGAAACAGUGACCAUCCAAGUGUAGUUCAUCCACCGCACUAUUUGCAUGAACUGCCCCAGGAAGAUGAAGAGAGAUUAGAAAAUCUGUUCAAGUCUCUUGACGUGGAUGGAAACGGAAAAAUAGAUAUACAUGACCUUUCAGUAGCCCUUAGAGAAUUUGGAGUUAAUCAGAGUUAUGCCAAGGUCAUUACUCCUUUGCAGUCCAAUGUCAAACACGAGUCAAGAUGGCAACAGCAAGAUUUCACUGGACAACAGAAGAAAUUUAUUGAACACUCUGAUCAGAAUAAAAGUGGAGACAUUAGCAUAGGCGAGUUCAUUCACUAUGUAAAGGAGCAUGAAAAGAAUCUGAGGUUACAGUUCUCGCACUUAGAUAAAAAUAAAGAUGGUAUGAUUGAUGUUGAAGAACUGAUUAAAGCAUUUAAAGAACUUGGUGUAGAAGUAGAUAAAAAGGAAGCUACAAAACUACUUCAAAGAAUGGAUCAAGAUGGAAGUCUGGCCAUUAGCUUUGAUGAGUGGCGUGACUUUCUUCUUUAUGCACCGAGCACUGACAUAAUUGAAAUCCUCAAGUACUGGCGACACUCUACGUAUCUGGACAUUGGAGAAGACUUGAAUGUACCAGACGAUUUUACGCCUUCAGAGAUUGCUUCUGGUCAAUGGUGGAGACAUCUUCUUGCAGGAGGAAUUGCUGGAGCUGUUUCCAGGACCUGCACUGCCCCACUUGAUAGGUUAAAGGUGUACCUACAGGUGCAUGGGACAAAGCAGCUUGGAGUGAAGGACUGCUUAAAACACUUGCUACAGGAAGGGGGUAUUUGGAGCCUUUGGAGAGGAAAUGGGAUGAACGUUGUGAAGAUCGCUCCGGAGUCUGCUAUAAAGUUCAUGGCAUAUGAGCAGGCUAAGAAGAUAAUCAGAGGAAAUAACACGAGAGAGCUUAGUAUCUAUGAGCGGUUUGUGGCGGGAUCUCUUGCCGGUGGAAUAAGUCAGACCGCUAUUUAUCCGCUUGAGGUGAUGAAAACAAGAUUAGCACUACGAAAAACUGGGGAAUUUAGUAGUAUUAUUGAUGCUGCCAAAAAAAUGUAUAGAAAAGGAGGUUGGCAGACAUUUUAUCGUGGAUAUGUACCCAAUCUCCUAGGCAUCAUUCCAUAUGCUGGAAUAGAUCUCGCUGUUUAUGAGACUAUUAAGAACUCCUAUUUGAGGCAACAUAGUGAAGGUGAAGCUCCAAGUGUCCUGCUUCUUCUGGCCUGUGGAACAGUGUCGAGUACUUGUGGACAAGUAUGCAGCUAUCCAUUAGCUCUAGUGAGAACAAGAUUACAGGCCCAAGUAGUCACAAAUGUUGGACAGCCCCAGGAAAUGUAUGGCAUGAUGGGAGUCAUACGAAACAUCAUUCAAAGAGAUGGCCCAUUGGGCCUGUACCGGGGCAUCACUCCCAACUUCCUGAAGGUGGCACCUGCUGUUAGCAUCAGCUACGUUGUUUAUGAGAGGAGCCGUCAGACUUUGGGCGUGAACAUGACAUGAUGAUGGGGUCCCUCUAGUAGAGGCUUGCCUCCCCAUAUGCAUUACCCGCUUCCGGCCACAGAGACAUUGGACUCGAGAAAUGUCUCCUGUGUCAUGCUAUUUAUUUAACAUGAAGGAGAAAAACCUCACUUAAAGACAGUUACACAUGACACGGUGUAUUCCAUCACUGUGUAAUAAUUUCAUCAACUGACACUUUACUUUUUCUCAAGGAGUAUUAGAAAUGAUAAGAAGGGCUAUCAUUACAUGUCUAAUUUCAGAAUAUUAUUAAUUUGUAUAAGGCUUAACUGUGAACAGAGGUCAACAAAUAUAGCUUCAAUUCAUCAGUGAGACAAAAAUUCUGCUUACCAGACAUUUCUCAAGAAGAGGAAAUGCUGUGCCCACACUGUUGUGCUUGCUCGGCACCAAUGUACUCACCUGUCAAAUUACAUGCGGGGCCUCAUUUAAAGGGUAGAGAAAAUGUGAUUUACUGUUAAGCAUUCAUGGAGAAAUGGAAAAAGGAAGGGGAAUAUUAAUAAAUAAAUUCCAAAAAUUUUAUAACUUUUCAAACCUUGAUUUCUGACUAAUCGAGGACAAGCAGAUGAGUUUGUUCAGUGCUGGCUAUGAGUCUUCAUAUCCAGUUCAUCACUGAACACUGUUGCAAGUUGUUAUGUUUGUCUGAUUGUACAGUCGGUGUCAUUAACAAGCUUUGUAGUGGAAGACUUGGGCAUGUGACUGACUAUUAGGGAUUACAAGUACAGUUUAAAAAUGUGGACAUACGAUUUUGGAAGUUAAGAAAUGGCAUUUGAAACCAACUUUUGCCUACCAAAUUUAUCAGAAUGGAUUAAGCAGUAAAUGUUUUAUUAUUUUAAUUUUCAGAAAUUGGUGUUAGGUUGUGAAAUUGAGUGAGUGGUGUCUCUUUCAGAGGGUGAGGUGAGAUCUAUAAGUUGUUGCGAGCAGGAAAUUGUGUAUUGUAUGCCUAAUCGUUAAGUGAAGUUUUGGAAACUGUACCAAAUGGUUAUAAUCAGGGAUGGAAAAAGCUUUGAAAAUGUGGCAGCCCGACAUAUGUUGGUUGCUAGAAAGAGGUGAAUGAAUGUUUUCUGGCAUCUUGCUGUAGCUUUUCGCCCUGCUCAGCUUUCAUCAUACCACUUGUCCUGAACAUCCAUAGGCCAGGCAUGAGAUAAUGUCAGAAGAAGAUGCGAUUUCAAAAUGAGAUUAAUGAAUGUAGUUUGGCAUUUGUACUGCCACAAGUGAAUGAGUGACGUAGCUAAAUUUACAAAAGCCAGCCUUCAAAUGCUGAGUGGGCAAUUAGUCACCAACCAUAAUUUUUCAUUUGCUCCUGGUGACCAGGUGAUCAUAUUUAUUGACCUCUCUUUGCAGUAACGUUGCAGUAUAUAGUAAUGGAUGUAUUUAUACAAUAAAACUUGCUUCUCGUGGAGGUGGUGUCAGAUGAGGAAAUGAAGUGAUCGUUAUAACAUAAUAUGUGAUACGAAAUCUCAAAAAAAAAAUUAAAAUGAUUUUCUUUACUUAAUGUCUCUCUUUUUAACCAGUUAUUACCAUCCAUGCAGUCCUGUAUCAUUCCGUUAUUGUAUUCUGUAAGAGUCUGUGCCAUAGCAUGGCUUGCAAGAGUGCACAUAUGUAAGUAGUAUUACAGAUCUGCAAUAUUUAUACUUUGUAAUUUGCCUUGAAAUGUAUGGAUUCCAUUUAAGGAUAAACACUCGGUAAAUAUGUAUGCUAACUGUUAAGAAAUGGAAUUAAGAUGGCAGGUACCAUCAUUCCAAAUGUAUGUCUUCAUUCAACAUAACUUCUUAUUGUUAUGGGUAUGUUUUUAAUUUAAUUUUUUUCCCUGAUCACAA